This is a messenger RNA of Phytophthora infestans T30-4, 3215 nucleotides long. RefSeq lists its product as uncharacterized. The record is from RefSeq and is a predicted model, not a curated record. Gene Ontology annotation, molecular function: protein binding. The transcript has a single exon. Lineage: Eukaryota; Oomycota; Peronosporomycetes; Peronosporales; Peronosporaceae. The coding region runs from base 13 to 3072 and encodes 1019 amino acids.
GCAGACGUAGGAAUGUUCGCCGCGUCCGCGCAGGACGGCGCCAGCUCUUCGGGGCCCAUGACCAACGAGGAGCUGCUGGCGCACCAGCUCGACCUGCACCAGAAGAUCCAGCAGCAGAUGCAGCUGCAGAUGGAGAUGAGCAUGCAGCUCGGCUCGCGCCAGUCGCUAACGUCGUCGCUGGCGAAGGUGGAGCCCGACUUGGGCGACAACGUCUUCGACAUGCUGGACGACCUCAUCAUGAUCCCGUCCGGAGCUGUGGCGCCCGAGCGCGGCUCGUUAUCCAAACAGGCGCGCGAGGAAACGAUGGACGUAGACGACACGCCCGCAAUGGGCUCUGGCAGCGUCAGUGGCGGCCGCGACAGUCUCGCGGACAUCUUGGAGAGCCUGGACAUGGACCUGGACGACGAUGCUAAUGACGACACGCUGUCAUCAGGCAGCGAACGCGCUCGUAGCGCCAGCGGCUCGGUGGACGAAGGCGAUCUGGACGACUUAGAGGAUCUAGAAAAUCUCGAUUUGGACCUCGAUUUGGGUACAAAAGACCUAACUGAGGUCACUACCGCAGACGAUAAGAUCAAACCGAAUGAACACGCGCCAGCCGAGGAAGAGUUUGUUCAUUUGAGACGCUCCUCCUUGGAUUUGCUGGCGUCUAUGAGUGGCAGCACGUCCAGUGUCUCCAAUAACGCGACAGGCAACAUGUGCACGUUGAUCUGGGAAGGAGGACUACUGGGACUGCGACUGCGCCACUCGCAGUCGAGGAUGAUGCCGGCCGUGUCGAAAAUUACCGGCAAAAGCUCGAUUUUCGGCGUUCAUCUCGUGGAAGUGGGCGAUUUGUUGCUGAAAAUUGGAGAUCGCGUGACUCGCGAUAUGGACUUCUUAAACGCGAUUAACUACCUGAAAGAAGUGCCCAAGCCGUGCAAACUGGUGUUCAGGAGACUCUUGGCAGACCCCAUGUCGGUAAAACCGGUACAACCGAAGGUAAAGAGCGCGAUUGGAUUGAAGCUGGCGGCGAAAUUCGAGGAACUGACAGCAGCAGAGAACGAAAAAUUCCCUCCGCAACCGGCAGUGAAGUUGGAGGCCAAGUACGAGAUCAAGUGGAUUGACGGACCUCUGGGGAUUAGUCUGAUUGCGAGCAAGGACGUGCCGUACCCGCUUGUGACGCGUAUCACCGGGAAGAACCGCUCGCCACAGGUGCAGGACGUACAGCCAGGCCACUACCUCGUUCAGAUCGGCAGCUACAACACUGCAGACGGCAAUUUUAACACAGCGAUUAAGUUCCUGCAAAAGGUACAGAAACCGGUAUCGCUCUUCUUCUGUCCAGGUAACAAGAAGGUUUCUGCGCGUCCAGACCCGGCAGAGGAUGAAUACGACCACAUCUGGGAGAAGAAACAGCCGCUGUGCUUCACUGUACGACCGAAUGUAGCUGGCCGCAUGGUUGUUGCCGACUUGGGCAGUGCGAAAUCCAUCAAGGUGAAGAUUAAGGGCGCGCCGAACAACGUGGCGGCGUUUGUGAGCUCCGCAGAUCGCAUCAUGUGGAUAAAUGACGACUGUGUGAAGGACUUGACCUUCCAUGAAUCCCUGCUCAAGUUGCGCACAGCCAAGCGUCCGCUAGUCAUUCGGUUCAAGAAGGGCUCUCCCGAAGACGCGAUCGCAGCUUUAUCUUCUUUUGCAGACAUCCAUUCGGCGUCCAAGUUUACAGCUUCGACCUCGUCUCUGGCGUCCUCAUCAACGUCGGUAUCUUCGUCCACAUCCACAUCUUCCACGUCGUCGUCUCCCCCCUCUUCGUCCUCUGCAAGCGAGAGCGUAGCACCUGCCCCCGCGCCGUCCCCUCCGAAGCCAGUACAGCCAGCAGCAACUCCUCUGCCCACUCCUCGAACGUUCGUUAAUCCGCUGAAGAAGAUGAGUAUAGCGCUUGGUAGUCACGCCAAGGAGAACGCCACUAAUGCCCCCACUGCCAAGGUGCAGACGGAGUCCAGGAAGCACCAGGACCGACAGGCAUACGCAUCACAGCAACAGCAUCCACAGCAUCAACCGCACGCAUCGCAGUCUCACCAGUAUGCGGCACAGGAAGCAGCACAAAGUAAAUACCGAGGCCAUACCGACCAGGAGGCCAAGCGAUCGGCACAUCAUGAUGCACGGCAACCGAACGCUGUGUCUAAUACGUCACGAGUCGCGCCACAUGGCUCAAGAGGAUGCCACCACACGGCUGCACCUGUAAUGCUCACCAAUAAGGACCCUCCGCUUAGGAAAAUGAACAGUCCGGACCACGGUAGCCCUCAUCGCAACGACAUGAGCCACCGUAUCGCUGAAACACAGAAUAAACUGCGCAACUUGGAGCAUGGACUGCGCAAGUCUCCGCUGGCAAAGUCCACAAGUGACCCGAUUGAAGACACACCGUUGAAGCCAUUGUCUCGGAGUGGACAUCGGUAUGGCUCAGCGCCUCAACUGCCCAGUGAAGCCAGUCGAUCCAAGGAAAAAGAACAGGAGAAGGACAGCGAUGUGUACGAAGUGGUAUGGCCAGAGGGUACGGCGCUUGGUCUGACGCUACGUGUGCAUCCGACCACACGAUUUCCCGUGGUGGCGCGUGUGACUGGCACGAGCAACCUCAAGAACAUCGAGCACGUGUCUCCUGGCGACAUUUUGUUCGCUGCCAACAACAUGAACAUUGUACCGCAGCCCAAAUUUAAGCAAACGCUCGAGAACUUGUCGCGUCUUCCGAAGCCAGCAGUGCUGCGUUUCCGACGUGCUUCAGCUGCAGCGUAUGCCUCAAUGCGAAGUGACGAGUCUGACCAGACGCUGCCACGUGGACCAGCACUGAAAGACCGCGAGUACGAGCUCAUUUGGCGAGAGAAUGCCAACCUUGGACUGGUGUUUAGCUCGGACAGCGAUGUACCAAAGGUGACCAAAGUGGAUAUGGACUCGGGUGGUCCCAUGCUGCACAAAGUGUCGGUAGGAGACGUGCUGACGUGGAUUGGACCUAUGGAGAUCAGCGGCUCGACGUUCCACUCGUCGAUGGCGACACUGCGCGCCGUCAAGCGGCCGGUGGUGCUGCGCUUUUACAAACACGGCACAUGAUGAACGAAGUCGCAGCUGAACUGACGGAAGGCGUAGUGUAGUUAAAAUACCUAGGAGGGGAAGUCAGCAACAGGGAAAACAGGAUUGUAAAGCUCUCGGUGUUAGAAGACGGGGCCUCGACCCGCCCCGUAAAGAAAAUGUCU